This is a messenger RNA of Paramuricea clavata, 564 nucleotides long. Lineage: Eukaryota; Metazoa; Cnidaria; Anthozoa; Malacalcyonacea; Plexauridae. The record is from the annotation of a GenBank genome assembly.
AUGAAGAGUGACUUUGUAUUAAUGGUCAAUUCGUAUCUGGAAAAAGGCGAGCUACCCCUCUCGCUUCGUCGUGCGGUUGUCAGUUUGUUAUUCAAGAGAGAAGAUCCCGAAAAUCUUAAGAAUUUGAGGCCGAUUUCGUUGUUAAAAGCUGAUUACAAGCUAAUUGCAAAGAUGGUUUCUCAGCGUCUUCGUUUAAUAAUGCUGUCUCCAAUUCACCCAGAACAAUCUUGUGCUGUGCCUGGCAGGUCAUCGGAAGAUAACGCGACUCUGCUUAGAGACAUUUCAGACUAUGCGCAAUCAAACAAUCUUAAAUGUGCUUUCAUUGUUAUCGAUCAAGAAAAAGCCUUUGAUUAUGUCGACUGGGGUUUUAUGCACAAGGUAUUAGCUCGCAUGAACUUUGGUCUAAAAAUUCGUGGAAUCAUUAAAUGUCUGUAUACGCGUGUCCAAAUUAAAGUGCUAUUCUCAGCAAUGGAACUUUGUCUGAAUUCUUUGACGUUAAUAGAGGAGGGCGCCAGGGGUGUUCGUAAUACCCCUUGCUGUUCGUGCUUGUUUCGGAUGCUUUGA